UUCCGGGCUUCAAGUUCCUAACCAAGGCUAAUGCUAUUUCCAAGCACGGUGGGAACUGUUACCGGCUGGCUGCUCGCUUCCUCCGAUCAUCUCCUCCGACCAAGGUGUUGUUGAUACAAAUGGAGGCAAUUUGAGGUUGAUGAUCAAAAUUCUAUAUGAAGUUUGAGGUUUUCAACUAUCAAAAAUCAGAAGUGUGAUUGGUACAAUGGUUGUUAUGAUUUGAACUGCUUACAUUCCAUUUCAUUUAAUAGGAGGGCCUGCUGAUGGAUAGACAAGCUCAUGAUUAUGCUGCUGCAAUGGCUUUUGCUCAGCAGCAGCAGCAGCAAGCCAAUAUUCAACAGCAACAACAGUUUGGUUUUCAUUCACAAGCACCACAGCAUCCUCAACAAAUGCAUGGAUCACCGUUCAUGCCUCCUCACCACUCUAUUCAACAGUACCCUUACCAUCACCGCUUACCUCAGCAGCAGCAGCUCUAUCCACAUCCAACCCAUCCAAUGUUACAUCUUCAACAACAGCAACAACAACCAUCUGGAUAUCCACCUCAUCUACCUCCUCAUCUCUUGCGUCCUCCUAUGAUGCACCCAUAUGAUUCAACACCUCCUGUUGCACCCCCUGCAGAUCCUGAGCUUCACAAAAGAAUUGAUAAGUUAAUUGAAUAUGCUGCAAGAAAUGGCCCUGAAUUUGAGGCUCUUAUACGUGAGAGGGAGCAGGACAAUCCUGCUUACAGUUUCCUUUUCGGGGGUGAAGGGCAUAAUUACUAUCGCUACAAGUUGUGGCUAUCCACUAGAUCAGGUCUGGCCUUUAACCCUUCAUUUGCGUCCUCAAUUCCAAUGAUGCCUCCAUCACAUAAUCCCAUGCUUAAUCCUUCUUCUCUGAGUCCUCCUCCUUUGGGUGCUGUGGCUGGAGGCCCUGGUUUGAUGCUGCCAGGACCACAGCCACACCAACCUUCAUAUCCUCUUUAUUUUGACCAGCAUCAACAGCCACCACAUCACCAGGGUUUCUCGAGCCAAGCUCGCUCUGACUAUGAGUCUUCCAUGAAAAAUUUUAAGGGUCUAUCAGGGCCACUUCCUACUGAUGUUGCUGCAGAGCUAAAUAGUGUGCUUAGCAAUCUUACUGGCACUAAAGAGUCGAUAAAGGGAGCAAAGAUGUGGUUUAUGCAAAGGUCACCUUUUGCUCCAGCAUUAGCUGAUGCUCUUAGAGACCGAAUAUUCUCUCUAGAUGAUUCGGAGAGGCAGCUUCACAUAGUUUUUCUGGCAAAUGACAUACUUUUUGAAAGUUUGCAACGGAGAACAAAUCCCCUGGAUCUGGAUAAUGAAGCACUUGCAUUUAAGCCUGUCUUGGGAAGCAUGCUUGCAAGGAUCUAUCACAACCCACAGAAUAUGGACGCAAAUCAGAGUCGAUUGGAAAAAAUUUUGCAGUUCUGGGCUUCCAAGGAAGUUUAUGACCAGGAAACUAUUGCUAAUCUGGAGAAAGAAAUGACUGGUGGUCUACCACUGCGUUUCACUUCACAAAAGGAAGCUCCUUUCGGGUUUGAGUCAGCUAACAUUUCAGGAAAUACACCAUCAGAAUGGCAAUCCGAUCCACAGAACUUAGUCGAUCUCCCAGAGCCUGACCAGCAACACCCCACUAUUUCUGUCCCACCAACCCAAUUUGUACCCACCGGUCCUCAGUUCCUUCCAAACCAAGUCCCUGUAGGUAUAUAUCAACCUAUGCCCCAGACUUCAUUCCCCGGGGUCUUACCACUUAAGAAUUCCGCUCAAGCCACACCGCAACCAAGUAUUCUACCCGGCGCCGCACCCAUCGUAUCCGACAAACCCCCUCCGCCAUACCCUCUUUUCCCCCCAGGUCUCAUCCCAGGCAUGGUUCGUAAAAUGCAGAUCGGCAGCGGCGUUCCAUACUCACCCUUAAGCCCGCUCGACAUCCCUACAGUCAUUCCGCCAUCGAAUAUUCAACCAUCGGAGAUCCUCGAGAGGGUGGCAAAGUUCUUCAAAGAUAUCGGCGAGGUUAACCCGUCAGAUGGGCCAAUGAAUUCACCCGAACCAAAUGAUGAUUUUGAAUAUGAUCGGGAGCCUAUUGCUCGAAAGGGUGGUGCUUGCAUACCGCCGCCGCCAAAUCUACAGGUUGACCCAGAGACUGGAACGUUUCCUGAUGGGAGCGUUGACCGAAAACCGGGAUCGAACAGUACCGGGAGACUUGGACUCGGUGCUACUGCAGACCCGAAUGAAGUCAGCCAGUAUGAUGAUGUUUACACUUCGUAUAGGAAGCAAAGGAGCACCACCUACCAUUCUUCCAUGAGUGCGAGGUCUUCUGCGAGGUAAGAAAAAGAUCAUGUUAUUCAGAUUUAAAUUUUAUUUGGUUUAAUAGUUUGUUUUAUGAAAGCUCAGAUCAUCAACUGUUGUAUUGGAUUUUGUUACGAUUAGCUACAUAAAGCUAGGCAGUGAUGGAAGGAAUGAUAUUUUGAUGCUUAACAUUGAUGACGCCUGUUAUGUUCAGUCAGUUUUUCGUAUUAUACAUUUUUUUCUUAUCUGCCUAGCUAUUGACAUUAAGCAAACUAUAUUACUUGUAAAAUAAUGAUUUUGUUUUUAAUGAUUAUAUUUGAGAAAAUAGUUAGGCACCUUACAGCCUGCAGU
Phalaenopsis equestris is the source of this 2630-nucleotide messenger RNA. Its product is annotated as calcium homeostasis endoplasmic reticulum protein. Gene Ontology annotation, cellular component: perinuclear region of cytoplasm. Gene Ontology annotation, biological process: intracellular calcium ion homeostasis; RNA processing. The transcript is spliced from 5 exons. NCBI's taxonomy places the organism in Eukaryota, Viridiplantae, Streptophyta, Magnoliopsida, Asparagales, Orchidaceae. Gene Ontology annotation, molecular function: RNA binding. The record is from RefSeq and is a predicted model, not a curated record. Bases 264 to 2318 code for a protein of 684 amino acids.